GCAUUUUGUGUCCAUACAUAGCUGCGCGCGAGACUUGCGUGCUGCCAAACACUGCCCGUCCACGCUUCUCUGUCAUUGCUCAUUCCUCCGAACCUCCCGCCCCCUCACCACCCUCCGCUCUCGUCGAAUUGAUGCCGUUUUGAGUAGUGGCCGAGCCGGCGCCCGCAGCCCCCUCGUCUGUCCAGCAUGAUCUCCUCGCGCAUCCACCACGUGGGCAGCAGCAGCGGAGCAACGCCGCGACACCAGAACAAGCCAUGGCUGGAGAUUCUGCCGGACGUGCGCUUCGUCGUCUUCCAUGGGAACGAGCAUGAGGCACAGACGGUCAAGCUGCAGGGUAUCGUCCGGCUGCAUACGCCUGAGGCCAUGAGCAUCCUGAAGCCCAAGGUGCGGCUGGAGGGCAAGCGUAAGAUCUCGUGGUGGUACAUGGGCGGCAUCUCGGCCGGCGAGGUCGUCGACAAGCGCGUUUUUUGGAAUCAAGAGCAGCGUCUAGGCAUCGAGAGUGCGCACAAGGUCAAAGCCGGCACGCUGGAUUGGCCCUUUGAGUUUGAGCUGUCGCCGUCGAUGCCCGAGAGUGUAGAAGGCUUGCGCGAGACCUACAUUGCCUAUCAUUUGCACGCCAGCGUCUCACGGCCAGGAUGGAAUGCCAAGGAUAUCACUGCCCAGGAGCACAUUCGUAUCGUGCGUACCUUGGGUCAGGACUCGAUGGAGAUGACGCGGUCGAGAGUCAAUGCCGACAUAUGGGCAAACAAGAUUUCGUACAGCAUUUCCAUCCCCACGGAUGCCGUGGUGUUCGGCACGUCCAUCACGGCUGACGUCGAGCUUUCCCCUAUCAAGAAGGGCCUGCGGCUAGGCAAGGUAGAGCUGCGACUGAUGGAAACGGUUGUGAAACGCAUCCAGGCCACUGAAGUUCCAGACAUCCGGGGAGAUCGAUCGAAAACCGAGGAGUCGGAGGUAGCCAAGGCGGACAUGGACUUCCCCGAACAUUCAAGAAUAAUGUACGAGGAUGAGACUCUUGACAAUCCCACCAUGGCCGACGAGAUGUACAAGUUCAAGGCCACGCUACCGCUGCCGAAGUCCCUCAAUGUGUGCAGACAAGAUGUGGACAAUCAUAGCAUUAACAUCACGCACCGAUUCAAGCUCAUGGUGAAUAUACACAAUCCAGAGGGCCAUGUCUCACAGCUCGUCUGUCGAUUGCCCGUGAAGCUGUUCAUCUCACCCAAUCUACCCGUGGAUGAGAGGAACGAGGUGAGUGCGAACAUGAGCGGUGUUUCAGACGCCGAGCUCAACAGUACCGAAACUGUUGUUGUGGCUCCACCCGAGUAUGGGCGACAUCAGCUCGAUCAGAUGUACAGCGACAUUGAUGUGAGCGGCUUCAUGAGUAGAGCCGGAAGUGGUCCUGGAACACCUGCCGGACUGUAUGCGCAGAGUCGAAGGGGCUCUCAUGAGAACGUGCUGUCGCUCAAUGGCCUGGCUGAUGGCGAUCCUGCUUCUCUCCACGGCAGUGCAAUGCCUCAUCUGUUGCAUUCGCGAUUGGUGAAUCUGCAGGAAGACGGGCAUGUGAACGGAUAUCGGGCGUCAGCUACUUCGAGCCAUCACAGUCCUUCCGGAGGCAACUCACCCGCGCCUGGAUUUAUCGAUUCGAGCGAUCACUCUCCUGAGCGUGCAUAUCGUUACACGCCGCCGGUACGCAGUGGGUCGUACUUUCCAACUACCGGUAGCUCUCCACACUCGAGCGCACCCAUGUCCCGACGGACUUCGGGCGAUGAGCAUGCACACUCCACGAGUCUUCACAGCCGGGACUACGACCUGAACGAUCUGUCUCGCGUGCCAUCAUACGGUGCUGCGCUGAGAACGCCUGGCGCCGUGACACCGUUCACUGAUGGACCGCCUUCGUAUAUGGAAGCUACUUCUCGGCCGCCUAGCCCCGUUCAAAGACCUAGCGCGGCGCACAUGCGAGGCGGAGACACGCAUCUCACUGCACCUUUGGCAGCGAUGAAUAUAAAUGGUACGAGUGGCACUUCCCAGCCACGAUCAAAUUUACACGACGAAGAUGCGAGAUUGCGAAUUCUCCGCGCAAGAAGUUAGUGGAACCUGCGCCGAUCGACGAGUAGCCGGCGGACGAGUAUGAUUCGAGCGUUGUUUCCAAGCGUUUUCUUUUUUGGAGUCCAAUAAACUAGGAGUCAAUCUUUCAAAGGUCAUUUUCAUCAGCGGGAGUUUCAUUCAGAGGGAAAUGAUGGACACUGGGACAAAGCUUGUGCGGAUUAUUGGGUUUGAUUAGUGGCGUUUGCAGUGAUAUUCACCACUUGGUCUCGUCGGCGUUGAUGGGGCUUGCGAAAGUGUAUGAGGCAAAAAGCGCAAUCUUUGUUUAUGGAAGGCAGGAUGGGACUUUGAAGUAUGAUCAUCCUUCGCUUGAAGGAAAGAGAAAAUCAUUAGAUUAGACGAUAGAAAGAGACUAGCCAUGCAAAGUGGCAACACAGUCUGCGGGUAUCUCGCGAAGUGAAAGCAAGCACAACCGUGGUAUCGAAAUUCGACCCGAUCGCGCAGCGUAUACAAAUUCCUUCAUUCAUUCAUCAUAACCAGAUGGAAUGUCGUCGAUACCUUCGUUCAAGAUCUUUGACAUCGGGUUCUCGGACUUCGAUGCGUACACUGUCUUUACG
Cercospora beticola is the source of this 2657-nucleotide messenger RNA. RefSeq lists its product as uncharacterized. Gene Ontology annotation, biological process: ubiquitin-dependent endocytosis. The record is from RefSeq and is a predicted model, not a curated record. NCBI's taxonomy places the organism in Eukaryota, Fungi, Ascomycota, Dothideomycetes, Mycosphaerellales, Mycosphaerellaceae. Gene Ontology annotation, molecular function: ubiquitin protein ligase binding; protein-macromolecule adaptor activity. Gene Ontology annotation, cellular component: cytosol; plasma membrane; cytoplasm.